AUGACGAUCACAACACCAAGCAAUAACGGGCAACUCGCCCGCUGGGUCAACAGAAAAGGAGAUCUAUGUUUCGAAGUAGCCUUCUUCGCGGCUGCCGCAUUCGUCUUCGUCGCCUUGGGCGCCGUGAUUGUCGCCCUCAGCUUGGUCGUCGGAGGCCUGCUCGUCGCGGGCGUCAUAUUGUUCGGCGCUGCGGAUACGAUGAGCGAGAAGGUCAACAAGGUCGCCUCACCAGAACAGAGUCAGGCACAGGCAAAAGAGAUGAUGAAGCAGAAAGAUACCAUAAAGCAGGAAGGUGCCACGAAGCAGGGUGAAGCUCGCAAGAAGGACGACGACACUCAGAAUAAAGACGGCCCUGAGAAGAACAGAUUGAAGAAGAAGCAGCAGCAGAUGGCACAGCUGAACCGAACUGGAUACGAGGGCUAUGUCAGAAUAUACGAAUAA
Messenger RNA from Colletotrichum chrysophilum, 441 nucleotides. RefSeq lists its product as uncharacterized. Lineage: Eukaryota; Fungi; Ascomycota; Sordariomycetes; Glomerellales; Glomerellaceae. The transcript has 2 exons. The coding region runs from base 1 to 441 and encodes 146 amino acids. The record is from RefSeq and is a predicted model, not a curated record.